AUGGUGCUAGGAAUUGGGGACAGACUGCCAAAGACAGAACAGACUCCUAGUGGUAACGUCGAAGCCAAGGUGAUGUGCUUUUUCAGAAGAAGGGAUCUACCUGGAACUUUAGUUACUUUAGCGGACAAGCACCAAAGUGCUUUGGAAGCAGAGGGGGAAAAUGGUGAUAGAGAUGAUUUAAACAAUAAACAAAGACAUCAGUUAAAACAUAGGGAACUCUUUUUAUCCCGACAAGUAGAAACUCUUCCUGCAACUCAUAUCAGAGGGAAAUGUUCUGUAACUUUGCUCAACGAAACUGAAUCUCUCCUCAGCUACCUCAACAAAGAUGUGUAAGAUGGUGAUCCAAGAAAGUAUGAACAAUUAGAAACAUUAGUGUGGACACCCAACCAUGAUCUUACAGAUAAACAAAUUGAUCAGUUCUUAGUAACCUCAAGAUCUGUUGGAACAUUUGCGAGAGCCCUGGAUUGCUCUAGUUCAAUAAAGCAACCAAGUUUGCAUAUGAGUGCAGCGGCUGCAUCAAGAGAUAUAACCUUAUUUCAUGCAAUGGAUACACUGCAUAAGCAUGGUUAUGUUUUAUCUGAUGCUGUUAGUUCUUUGGUUCCCUCCACUGGUCCUGUACUUUGUAGAGACGAAAUGGAAGAAUGGACAGCUUCAGAGGCUAAUUUAUUUGAAGAAGCUUUAGAAAAAUAUGGAAAGGAUUUCAAUGACAUUAGGCAGGACUUUCUUCCAUGGAAGUCCCUUAAAAAUAUCAUCGAGUAUUAUUAUAUGUGGAAAACCACUGACAGAUAUGUGCAACAAAAAAGGGUAAAAGCUGUUGAAGCUGAGUCAAAGCUCAAACAGGUGUACAUUCCAAAUUAUAAUAAACCAAAUCCAGCUGCGUUGAACAACAACAAGGGGAUUGUCAAUGGCACUAGCGACAUCACCAGUAAUAAGCCUUGUGAAUCUUGCAGUUGCUCAACCUCGUCUCAGUGGUACUCUUGGGGCCCGUCACAUAUGCAGUGUAAACUAUGCCAUGGAUGUUGGUGCUAUUGGAAGAAAUAUGGUGGAUUGAAAAUGCCAUCAAAAUUAAGUGAAAAUGAUUUGGAACUUCCUAAGAAGAAACCUGGGAGUAUUUCUGAUGAAGAACGAGUCCCAUCUACCAUGACUUCACAUAGACCACAUCGUUGCAGUAUAAUUGGCUGUGCAAAGGAGUUCAAAGUUAAGGCUCAGCUUGCUCGGCAUUAUGCUACAGCUCAUGGUAUUGCUGUUAGGGCAGGCUCACCUAGGCCAAUUAUGAAGACACGUACUGCAUUUUAUUUAGCCACCACACCCUUAACAAGGUUAUCCAGAAGAUUAUGUCGUAAUUUUCUUCAAUGUCGGCAUGCUGCACGAUCUCCAUUUUGGUCUAUAAAUGCUCAGGCCAUUAAGCAGGAAUGUCAGCAACAAAUCGCUACAAAAAGUCCACUUGAAUUACGUGCACUAUUACAUUACAACAGAAAAGAUAGAGGAAGUGUUACCAAUAUCGCUACAAGGCUCGGUCAUGCCAGAAAUUAUGAGCUCAUUGUUCCUGAUUGGUUGGCUCCUACUGAAAGAGACAAAAUACCAAGAUCAGAAAGAAUAGCAUUUCCUAAACCACCAAAAGCUCCUGAUGGCAGUCUUCUAUAUGAGCGGAUCCCUAAUAAACCAGAACUAGAGAAAAAUACAUCAGGAAUAGUUGGUGGUCUUAAAAGGAAACCUUAUGAUGAAAUGAAUGGAUUAGUUGACGGUACGUAUUGUUAGGUUUUGUAACUUAGUUCACAUUUGUAAAUGAACAAAAAACCAUCAAACCGAAUGUAUAUGACUUUGAAUAUUGUAAUUUAAAAUGAUUAUUUGUUCAAAAAAUAAAGUAAUAAAUAUAAGUAAAUACAAAAAGGAUGUAUAUUUGUAUGUUUGGAAUAUUUUUGUGGUUACAUCUUCUUGUUCAUGUAGGUUUGUAUAUAAAAGUAGAUUUUCCUUUACUUCCUUCUCUCCUUGAUUUUUCGUAAAUCAAGAUUGGUACUUACAAUUUUGUUUAUUAUUUUUUUUUUUUUAACAAAGUAAAUUAUAUUUCGAGGAAACAUUUAGUAUAAAAAUAAUUUUUAAUUUCCAGAUUUUUUCAUUUACUUCUUUUUUAAAUUAGAUCCUCCUUCUCUUUUUUUUCAUUGUGAUAUCCAAUUAUUUAAUUUCUCUACUAUUUUAUGUUACUGCAAGUUUAUUUUUCAGAUCAAUCAUUGAUCCACUCAUGUUCUAUCUAUGGUUGAGUUAAGUAGACAAAUCUUAUUUUCAUUUAUAAAAUGAGUAAACUUGUGAUAUUAUCAUUUAUAUUUUUGAUUUGUUUUAACUGAUAAAUUGGUUCCCAUAGAGAGUUACAUUAAGUGGUCCAAAAAUAAACUUCAGUGUUACAUUAUUGAAAACUCAUUUAUAUAUUUGCUAUCUUUUGAUAAAGUUGUAAUAUAUGUCGAUGUAAAAGUUCAGAUGUAAUUAUUUGACAGAGAAUAUUUACUAUAGAGAAAAAAAGAAUUAAAAAUAUAUCUGUAAUGCAGAAAAAAAGAACAAAGAAAGGAGUUAGAAAUUUAUAUCUGUUCUUAGUUGCUUUUUUUUCUGACUUAUUUAUUUUAAUUUAAAUUUUAUUUGGUUCCAAUUGAGUUCUGUGUUAUAUAGAAAAAUCAACAUAUUACAUUACAAAUUGUAUUCUUAUAUUCUUUGUUUGUUUUGUUCAAUUUUUUUAUACUAUUUUUAUUCAAAUUUUAGCAAGCUCCAGUAUAAUUAGUAUGUUAGAGUCAAAUAUUUUAAUAAUGUCAUCAGUAUGUAACAGACAAUUAAGUGUCAUGAAUCUUGUUUGUAAUAAAACAGAUUUUUUUAAUAUUGUAAAAGUUAUUUUCUAAGUAUAAUUAACUGUUUUUGUUGUAUCAUGAUACCCUUUUCCAGCUAUACUCAUUUAUAUUUUGAUUUUAACGUUGAAUAGAUAGACAGUUUCAUAAAUUAUGCCAUUGGUUGUUUUAAGUCUUGAUGAAAGGGUGGUGUAAUAAAGAGUAUGUGUUCAGCGAUCAUGUAGUAUAAUUUUUUUCAAUAUUCUGGCAUGUUGAAUAUGGAUUAAUAAUUUAAUGUUUAGAAAAAUCCUACAAUACAGGUCAAGUACUAAGCUCGAAUUAACUAGUUUAAAAUUGGAUAAAGUAUUUUAGUACAAGUUAAGUAUAAAGUACAGAUAAACAAUUUUUUAGUUCGUGAAAGUGAUGCAUAUAUUUGUUAAAUUAAUUCUUUUUUAAUCAAAUAGUAAUAAUCAACCAAGUAUAACAAUAAUGUACAAUUAUAUUAUGUAGUUCAUAUUUUCAUAGAAUUCAUUAUUUUAUAUGAUACUUGAUAUUAUAUUACUGGGUAUGGAUUUGCUUUUUAAAAGUUGAUAGUUCAAUUGUGAUCAUAGUAUUUCUUUUUCUUAUAUAUAUGUACUAGGUUGUUACAAAAAUCCUCGUGCAUAAGUAUAACUUUAUUUUUCAUAUUACCUAUUUUAAAUGCUAUUGAGUACUACUCUUCAAAGUAAAGUCAAUUGUUUUCAACUACUUUCACCCACCUUUCUGGCAGUAAUUUGAUUUGAUGCCGAUACCAAUCCUUUGGUUUUGAGGCAAAUAGCUCUUCACAUCUGAUUUUUAUGUCUUUGUAAUUAUCAAAGACCUGAAUUUUUAAAAAUGUGCCAUUGAUCUAAACAUACCAUAAUCUGGUGCUACAAUAUCUGGGCUAUAAGCAGAAUGAGGUAAAAUGAUCACUGCUGGCAGUUCUGAUAAAUUUUUCCUUGGUCAAACGAGAAUGAUGGGCAAAGGGCAUUGUCGUGUUGCAAAAUGGCUUGGUUCCUGUUGACUAAACCGGAGUACUUUUGAAUCAAAACUACCUAAAAUCUGUCUAGCUGUUCACAUUAAAGGUUUAAGUUCACUGCCCGACCAACAGGAACAAGCUUAAAACACAAAAACCUUUGAAGUUUCGAAUUGUAUUUGAAUGGAAAGCUAACCCCCUUUUUUCCAGUAAUGUCUGAAAAAAACGCGAAUCGUGAUUUUUUCUUUUGACAUUGCACGAGUAUUUGUAAAAUGUAAAUGAACUCAUAAAGCCAACACAAGUCACAAGGAAUUAAAGGAUUGGCCAAUGUAUAAAUUGACAUGAAUAGUUGGAAAAAAACAUUCUUAUAGGAUUAAUUAUGAGAGUUGGAAUGAAGGUUGUGUUCAUGCUCAAGGACUUAUGUAACAAUCUAGUAAUUUACACCAUCAUGAAAGUGAAUUUUUUUUCAUUUAGAAUUUGCGUAUUUUAAAUCAUUAUAAUUUUACCAAGAAUGUUUGAAGGCAUGGUUUAUAAAUAAUCAUAUUAAACAAAAUAGACUAUUCUAAGAAAUGACUAAAUACUCAAUAUUUAACAGAAUAUGUUUCAACUUGAAUAUACUUACAGAAUAUAUUUUUUAAUAUUAUUUAAACAAUACAUAUAAAAAUAUAAUAACAAUACACAUUCAGAACACAUUAAGAGAAACUUGUAUUAACUUAUUUGCAUAUAAAUAUCAUAAAACGUCUAAGAGAUCAUUGCUACUCAGUUUUGUUAGAAUCUGCCAAAAAAAAAAUCACUUAAUUCAUUAAAUGACUCUUAACCAUUUAUGUCCAUUUCUUCUCUAUCAUUCAGGGUUGUUUUCAAAUCAUUAGGUUUUAUUAAAUUAUCAUCACUUAAAUAAAAUAUCUUAUCGAAAUUUAAAAGAAAAUGAAAAAUUUAGUCAUUAAUUAUAUAAGCUCAGACCUUUCAAUCAAAAAAUUAGUCUUUUAAAUUAUAAAGUAUCAAUUUAUUUUUAAUUUUAAUUAUAAAGAUCUUGUCAUUCACAAGCAAUCAUUCAUUUCUUACGUCUAUGUCAUAAUGGGUCAUUUAAGCUAGGAGAUUUCUGAUCUUUUCCCUAUGUUUUGCCUAUUGACAAAAAUUUUCUGCAGUAUUAUAUUCGAAAUCGACCACCGAAACACGACAAUGGUUAUCAACUUUGUCUUAAUUUCAAAAUAAUUUGAGUAACACUCAAAAAUUAUUAUCCUAGGCAAUUGCCUGGUCUUCCUGUGCCUCAUUCCACCAUUGUAUUAAUCUAUUGUGCUUAUAAUAAUUUCAAAAUUAACAACUGGGUUACAAAUUGACCCACCAUGCACCAAGUUCAUUCAAGUUAACGGUAUCCUGACCAAUACAUAAUAUAAUUUUGUAUUGAUAUAAUUAGCUGUAAUUUUUUUCAACGAAAAUAUCUUUUUAACAUUCCUUUUGUAAGCAUGCAGCUCAUCUUUUGCUUACCACAUGGAGCCGUCACUGGAUAAAAGUAUUCUAAUAUGAUAAGAUAAAUUAUUUCUUCUGUUCAAAUUUCUAAAUAGAUAAUUGUGUACAACUGAAAUUAAGAAUGAGGAUCAACAAAAUAUAAUUUUAAGAAGUACAUCAUGAUAUACAUCUAGAUAUGUACAAGCUAUAUAAAAAAUGAUCAGUAUAGUUAAAGCAAAACAAAUAUGGCUGUGAAUACUUCUUAUCAACUAAUCUGCAUUAUUUUUUGCUGCUACUAUUUUAUGUACUUGUGUAAUUUGAUGCCUAGUUUGAAACAUUUAUAAAAUAUUAUUUUCUGCCUCAAGCUCAUUUGUCUUUCCUAUGAUUUGAUAAAAUAUGGUAUUAUGCCAUUUUUAAAGCAUAUUAAUAUGGUCUUAAACUAUUAAUUAAAAAUUCUCUGUUCAAAAGUUUUAUUAUGUUAAUAGAUAAAAAAAAAAAAUUCAAAUAAAUGUGUAUGUCUGAUUUUGUUUUUUUAUGAUGUAGGCAAGUGGAUACAAUUUCAAACGAACAUAACUAAGUGCCUAAUACACUGUGUCUGGGAUUAUUCCCCACUAUAGCCAACAACAUUUCAAUUUAUACCUAGGUAGUGUAAUUAAUCGCUGCAUAUUGCCCAGGCAGCUUUGACUUGCUAGUGUUUAAUGUGAAUGAGUUCAACUCUUCUUUCCUCCAACUUCCUUAGAGAAUUAUCGAAUACUUACUCAUCUAAUCAUUAUUAUAAUGAAGUAGAGAUGGUUGACCGUGAUAUAAUAUGAGGAGUUGGUCCGGGGGAGCGGUCAAAUAAAUACUAAAUUUUAAUAAAUACUAUUUUUAAUUAAUUAUAAAUACUACUAAUAUACUAUAUUAAUUAAAAAUAUUAUUUUUUAAAGUUUAGUAUUUAUUUGACCGCACCCCCCGACCAACUCCUUCUCGAAUUAUUAUUAUAGUUUAAUAUUAUCCAUGUUUGUUAUUUUUGUAACAGUUUAUUUUAUGUGUAUUGUAACCUUGAUAGAUGAUGGAAGGUAAUACCCAUGGGAAAGGGCUUUUUACUUAAUAUGUUAUUGCUUGACAAUGUGAUUGCCAAUACUCUUUAUUCUGGAUGGUAUCGUUUCAGUUCCCACUUGGUUCAGUCAAUAUUUCACGGCAGACUUGCUGAUUUUAUCUGGAAAUUCUCACUCUGUUUAAAACAGAACUGUUGAUAGCCAUUUAUUGUUGACAUAAAAGGGUAAUUACCUGACUAGUAUCCCCAUAAUUGAUAAUAGUAACAGUAUCAUUAGGUUCUUGAUUGGUUGUAGUUGCAGUUUUCAUAUUAUUUGUGAGAAUGCAGUUUUCAUAUUAUAAUAAGAUAUGACGAAUUUAUCUUAACUACUAAAUACUUAGGGUAAUGUCCAUUUAUAAAAGUUUAUUCUGAAUUUAAGUGUUUUAAAUCAGUGGGCACUGAGAUGAAUUUAUUCAGCUGAUUUGUUGUAGAGGUAUGUAUCAAUUAAAUUUCAUGGAUGUAUUGAUUUUUCAGAGAUACUAGAUUUUAUAAUGAACUAUUUGUAUUAAAUUAUGUUUGUUAUAUAAAUAAAAAACAUAUUUACUAUGCUCUUGAAUGAUGUAUUAUUUGUUAAGAUCAUUAUAAAUGAAUGGAUGUUUAUUAACAUCAUGUGCAAACUUCAGUUUAAUAACAUUCAACUUUCUUAAAAUCAAAAAGUUUUAAAUAAAACGAUCUGUCAUUUAAGCUUAAUUUAAACUAUGCUUUAAAUUAUAUGGUAAAUGGAAAUUUACACCGAAAACGACCCUGUUGUAAAAAUAGGAGUUAUACAAAAAUUACUUAUUUUAAUGUUAUUUUUUAAAAAUUUAAUAUCUAUCAUUACUUUUCAAUUAAUGGCAUUUGUUUCAAUAAGUUGAUUAAGUUUUUCAUUGAACAUCUAAAUAAUCUUCAUGAUCUAUAUUUGAUUCACGGACAUUAAUUAAUAUACAAUUGGGUGUCUACUUUAGUAAAGAUUGUGGAUUUUUAUUCAAUACUUUUCUCCUGUAUUGAAUAAUAGUAAAAAAUUGCCAUUAAUGCAGUUGUUUAUAUCUGCAAGGAGAUUUAUGAGAUUAUUUGUAUUUUUCUUUAUCUCCCCCUCUCCAUUUUGAUUACUUCAGAGGUUUCUUAAACUUACCCGCUGUUAGAUUAAAGUAGCUCAUGCAGAGUUGUCAGGUUUGUUUUGUGUUUUAGGGAGGAUUCAGUAAUCUUGUGAUGAUUAUUACUCUCACAUUUUUUACGAUUCCAUGACUCCUAUGAUUCACUAUCCUCACAACCUCCAUUCUACGUUAGUGCUUUUUAAAACUUCAUUUCUUCCUGAUUCCCUACCACCUCAUUACGUGUACUUCUAAUUUAUUAAUUCCCUUUCAAUUUUAAUGAUACUACAUACCCUUCUUAUUUUCAGUUUUCAUUGCUUCAUUAUAAGUUGAUAUCAAAUUAAAUAACCUAAAAUUGAUUUGUCUUUUACAAAUAUUAGUUACCAGUUAAUUGUAUUACUCAUUCUUUUUUACUUUAUUAUCUCAGCAUUUGUAUCAAUCAGAACUUAAAGAAAAUUAUUUUUCUCUGUUCUAUAAUUAUUGCAUAUAGAAUGCUAUAUUAUCUUUUAUUAUAAUUAUUCUUAAGGGGCUAACAGCCCCAGAAUACAGAAUCGUCUUGUCAAAUUUGUAUACAAACAAGGAAAUCUACAAACUUCAUUCUGCAUCUUUUUAUUUUGUUUCUUCUUAUUUUUAAUUCAUCUUUAUAGGUAAGGUUUUUACAUUUUAUUUAUGUUUUUGAAUGAAUUUAUAAUUUUUAAAAUUUAAUGUUACAGUUGAUUACAAUUAUAAUUCAAGUACAAAGCAAUGCAUUUACUUGUGAUGGAAUAGUUAUAUGAUAAUUUAUAUUUCGCUGUUGUGCAAUGUUUUUUCAUUUAGUCAAUGUUAAGUUGUGAUAUAAAUAUUCAAUAUUUUUAGUAAUAAACUGGUUUUCGUAUUAAAUUAUUCAAGUUAUUGAGUUUCCACUUCUUCUUUAUUUUGGUGAAGUUAACCAGGAAUUUCACUUUAUGUUAAUCCAUUCCAAUUUAACAUUUAAUUUGUUAUGUCUCUACCUCAACUUGACUUUGUUAGUUUCUAAGUUUAAUUAUAAUUUAGUUUCUGACUUUUUAAAAUUAUUGUUACUGAUAUUAUUGGCAUGAUGUGGUUUAGUUUUAAUGUAUGUUUUCUGUUUAAAAUAUAUUUAGCUUAUUAUACAUUAUUUAUCUUUUCAAAUUUUUAAUAUCUAUUUCUUAAAUGCUACUUUAAAACCAUAACUUUUCAAUAAAAUAACUUUCACAUGAUAAAUCGAAUUGAGUUUUACUCACUGCAUGUUGUUAUGUUCAACUAGUAACUUUAUUUUUUCUAGUAUAAAAUGACAUAUUUUUAGUAAUCUAAGUAUAAUUAAUUGUACAGACAUUUAUAAAUCAAGUCACCUGAGUAAGAAGUUUAUUCAUUAUUAUCAGAACCAUUAAGUGUAUUAAAACAAAAAGAAAGAUAUACCAAUCAUAAAAUCUGAUUAAGCUCUUCAGAUUUAAAGAUUUAAAAAAAUCAUAUGAGCAAUCUUCUUUAACCUUAAAAUGUAUAUCUAAAAAUUCUAUAUUGUCAUUUGAUAUAAAUAUCAUAACUAUAUCUAACAGGAACAAAUAUUUUAAGCUGAAGUUUUUUUUCACUUAAUAGUAUUUAAUUGUGGUACCUCUAGAACCUUUUAAUAUGUACAAUUAUUAUUAGGAAAAGUAAUGCAAUACAUAGCUUGUAACAACUUUAGAGCUGUUUGUUUCAGGUACAUUUUCAAACUCAUUCCACUAAUUUCUUAAUUUAAAUUGCAUUUUAAUUGUGAUGGAUCAGAUUUUACCAAAUAUCAUCCUAUUAUUCUUAAUGUGAGCGACAUAUUCUUAUUUUUUAUUUUAAAAAAUUAAUAUUUUCUUUUGUAUUAUUUAUUAUUAUGUUUUUUUUUUUUUGUAUAUGGGAAGGGCUUAAAGAAUUUUUCAAUAUUGAAACAGGUCAUUACAUCAUGAUUUAUCAAUAAAUAACCAAGCUGUUUAAUAACUUAAAUAAUUAACAACUCAGUUGUUUUAUAAAUAAAUAAAUGUGCUUCCUAACAUGGACAAUACAUAGGUAUAUUUUUCUAUUAAAACAUUUAAUGUUUUUUUAAUGAAGUACUAUUAUUCAGUGGAAUGUGUUUAUAGUAAAAUACCAAGUUUAAUUGUAAUGAAUGAUUUUUAAAAAAUAUAUUAAAUAAAACAUUUUAUACUUCAUGUAAUAUCGCCUCUUGCUUGAACUGUUUCAAGUUGUUUGGAAUUCAUUGUGUUUAUCAAUUAUUUAAAAUAUGAAUGAUAUGAUAUGUAAGAUAAAGUUUCUUUUAAAAUGUCACUAAACCAUUUUUAGCUUGGAUAAUUACCUGAGGGAGUUAAUUUACUGUCUUGUUCCUUCCUAGCUUCUCUGUAUAGUUUUUUUUUUUUUUUUUUUUAAAUAGGGUCUACAUGAUUAUUAUAACUCCUGGCUAACAGUCUACUGUUUAUAUUGCUUAUC
Messenger RNA from Nezara viridula (southern green stink bug), 9837 nucleotides. Lineage: Eukaryota; Metazoa; Arthropoda; Insecta; Hemiptera; Pentatomidae. The record is from the annotation of a GenBank genome assembly.